Molecule: messenger RNA, 1941 nt
Organism: Strongyloides ratti
Lineage: Eukaryota; Metazoa; Nematoda; Chromadorea; Rhabditida; Strongyloididae
Product: G protein-coupled receptor, rhodopsin-like family and GPCR, rhodopsin-like, 7TM domain and 7TM GPCR, serpentine receptor class x (Srx) family-containing protein
Exons: 3
Coding region: 1-1941 (646 amino acids)
Biological process (GO): G protein-coupled receptor signaling pathway
Cellular component (GO): membrane
Molecular function (GO): G protein-coupled receptor activity
Source: RefSeq, a predicted model, not a curated record
AUGAAUGAAGUUACUUUACUACAGACUAUUGAAAGUAAUUCUACCUCAACUAAUUAUAUUAAUCAUUCAAAAAAUAUAUUUUUAAAUGGUCAAUCUAAUUCUGAUAUUCAAUAUAAAAUAUCUAUAGAUGGUUGGGGUUUACUUUUUGGUAUUAUUUGUGAUGUCCUUGGUAUUAUUGGAUUAUUUUUAAAUUUCUUUGUUGUCUAUGCUUUAUUAGCUAAUCAAAAAAGAAUGUUAUCAAAUAUAUUUUAUGUUCUUGUUCUUCAUUGUUCAAUUGUAGAUAUAGUUAGAGGGAUAUGUUUAAUUAUAAAUGGACUACCAAAUUUAUUAACAAGUCUUGGAUUAACUAUGACUGGACGGCAAGGUUUAUUAAAUAAAACACAAUAUGCAACAUUAAUUCUUCGUUCAUGUAAUUUAUUAACAAUUUUCAAUUUAUUAAUAUUUACAACAAAUGAAUUUAUUGUAAUAAAAUUUCCCCUACAUUAUCGAAGAUAUUUUUCAAGGAGAACAGUUAUCUUUUUAAUUGGUUUAGGGUGGAUUAUUAGUAUAUUAUUUGGUGUUGGAUAUGUUAUAUUAAAUACAGUAUUUGAGAGAAAAUCUAUUAUGAUAAAAACUGAAAUUAAUGAUUGGGAUAAAUAUUUAAAAAAUUAUACACGUAAUAUUGAGAAAGAAAAUGAUUUUGUUGAUGAUAUAGAUGAUGAAAAUAUUAUUUUUCAUAAUGAUGAUGGUAAAUGGUAUUUUGAUGAAUAUAAUGAAAAUUUUAAAAAUUUAUCUGAUGUAAUGGAUGGAAAUGAAAAUGAUAAACAUAAUGAAAUAAAUUGGAAUAAAUGGCUUGAAAUAGAAAGUAAUAAUAGUACAAUAGUUAAACGUAUUGAAAGUUCUGGUAUAAAUCCUGCAACAAUGUCAUCAUUAAUCAUAUUUAUUCUUUGUUAUAUAUGUUUAUUCAUUGUAUUAAUAUGUUAUGGAAUAAUUUUAAAAAGAAUUCGUAGAUUUCAUUCUUCUUCAAGUUUUAAAAGUAAUAAUUCAAAUUUACAGGAAUCAAAAAAAAUAAUUAAUAAAGUACAAUUAAAUAAAAUAGUAUCACAGACAUCAUUAGUUCAUGUUAAUAGUCCAUUAAAUAGAUCUUCAGUUAUAGGAAAAAAUAUUUCCUCUCCAUUAAAAGUAUCAAUAAGACGAGGAAAUUCAUAUAAAAGAUGGAAAUCACAUAUUAUGUCAAGACAUAAAUAUUUAAUUGUUAUUGGAUCAGUACUUUUUGUAGAUAUUUUAUUUUUAAUACCAUAUUCAACCAUUCAAAUGAUAUCAAUAUUAUAUAUAACAAAUAAAUUAAGUACCUCUGCUUUAAGUUCAACAUUUAGAUGGGGUUUACAACUUAUGAUUGGUAUACAUUCUGUAUGCCAACCAAUGUGUUAUUUUAGAAUGAAUGAAUUUCGUCAGAUGGCAUGUUUAAAAAGAAAAGUUAUAAAUUUAAAUAAAACUAGUUCAAAGAAUGAAAUUGUAAGAGUAAAAUCAUUUUCAACAGUUGGAGGAAAAACAUUUAAUUAUACAAAAAGUAAUUGUAAUAAUGAAGAAGCAAUUCAAAAGAUGUUAAAAGAACAAAAUAAUAAAUUACAAAAUGAUCUUAAUGUAAAUACAAAUGAUGAUAAUAUUUUAAAUAAUGAACUUGAAAAAGUUUCAUUUAAUUUAAUUCCAAAAAAUAUUAAUCCUCUAUCAAGAAAAAGAAAAUGUAAUGUUGAAUUAAAAAAACAGCUUAGUUUUGAUAGAGUAAAUUAUUCAAAUAUUCACCACAAAAGAUUAUCAUUAUUUAGUAAACUUGUGGAUGAUGAUGAGAUUGCUGUUGUUGGAGUACCAUUAAUACAUCAAAAAAAUGUUAAAAGUAUGGAUUUACAGAAAUGUAAAGAAUUAUCUAGAAACAAUGUAUCAAGAAAAAAUUUUUAUGGUUAA